GUUGUCUCCAUAUUUACCACAGGUGCGCCACAUUAGCCUACCGCACAGGCCCUUAGGCUACCCAACGUGAAUCACGUGAAGUUGAACAAAAUGGCAAGGAAUGAUAUUGAUGGAGCGUCUCUUGUCGCUGACCUCACGUCUAAAUAUGCCAAGAAACCCUGGAACGAAACAUUUCACCUUCUUCGUCGCUGCAUGGGUAACGUCAAAGUGGAUUCUACUUUCUGCACGCACAUUGGCAUUUGUCUUCAAAGACUACAGAACGCUCAGAAUGUAUCCUCUCUAAGUUCCCUGGUGUCCAGUUUGGAAGCAAUUGCUGAACGGAAUGGGUUAGCGUCUCACCUGAGUCCUACUGAGACCGCCUGCUACCUCACAGCAGAUCUCUUCUACUUGGAGGUGUUGCUGAAACCAGACGGGGGGUUGGAGGAUGUUAAAGUGGCCCUGCACGGGGAAGCCCCAGUGUCUAGUGAGUUGCUGCUCCAGCUAUUGAGGCAGAGAAGGUUCGAGGCCUUCUCCACAAAGCUGAAAGACCUCUCAUCUCGUUACAAUGUACCCGGAGACAAUGAUGCAAAGAUUAAGGUAUGUACAGCCCUGCAGUUUUUGGAGAAGGACUUGCUAACCAUGUCAGACAUAGUCAGAUCAUCUGUAGGAAAGGAUGCCCACAUUGACACAGUUGUGAACGGGAAAGUUGGACUUAUUACUGCAAGUGGCCCAGAGAUCCCUAUGAAGAUCCAGUAUUUGAUCAGUCCGUCAGACUUGCUGUUACAGAAACACCGUGCAGAUGUAGAUGGACUUACUCAGACUGCUUUGGUGAUGCUUGGGUCAAGUAGAGUGACACACCAACUACAAUUGGCACCUCUAAUUCCAUCUCCUUUACAGAUUGACGCCCAGGGCCUUCCCGUGUUUAAUGACCUCUCAGACGUGGCGUCUGAGUCCCUGCCAGCCCAUUUCAUACUCAGCCUGAAGCCACCUGUGGUGGUCUCCUCUUCCAUCAUCCAUCGCAUCGAACAAAUUUCAGAUGUAGGACCUUUGGCUGACCAGCAGAGGGAGUCAGUGAUGCGACUGCUGAGGAGAAGUGCAGCAGCAGGAGGAGAAUUUUGCCAUGGCUCCUGGAAUAGCAUGGAAGAAGAGGCAGACUACUUAGUGACUCUCCGAAGUAAACAGGUGCAGAGGUACGUGCUGGUGGAGUCGUCUGCACAAACUGAGGGAUCAUGGGAAGGGGCCUUGAUUGACAGCAUCCCCUUCACCCAUCCGGCUCAUGUGCCUCCCCUGCUGCAGUUGCUACGACAACAAUCGACUCUCAAUAUUCUUCUUGCCAGCUGCAUCACAGGGCAUCAGCACCACACAGGAAUGCCAUGUGACCUGUACUGUGAGGUUAUCCCGCAGUCAGAGAUGAGUUUCUCUGUCACGUUUUUGCAACCUGGUGCAAGUUCUCUGUCAGUUUUGGUGGUGACAGUGGUUGACUUUCUCCAAGUUCGCUGUCAGCUGUUUGCACCCCAGCUGCAGGAUGACUCCACGAAUGACUAUGUCUCCAGGGUGAUGACUCGAUGUAUGUCAGUCCCCAUCACCCUGUGGGCAGUAUGCAAGAGGUUACUUGGCCCAGUCUGCCCUGAAACUCCAAGUGUUGGUACUGAUGAAGUCAACGCAUCUCCCGAUGAGGCCAUGGACACUGCGGCCGUGAUGGACACAACAGAUACAAAUGAUCAAACAACCUUCUCACCAGAAAUGACAAGUGUGAAAGAGGAGAGUCCAUGUCUACCCGUUACCCAGAAUGCACCUGAGGAGGAGGAGGAGGAGGAAGAGGAGGAGGAGGAGCAUCCAGAGCAGGUUGCGGAGGGGGAUGCCUCCCCUGAUUGCUAUGUGGUGUCUGUCUCCUCAGUUCAGGAGGAAAUGAAUGAUGAUGUAAAUAAUACAGAUGCUGGUGCUGCUGAUGCUGCUGAGCACUAUCCCUUGUCUUCCGCGUAUGUCUUUCCACCAUGUUGGCCAGCCAAAGGGCCUGUGGCGGAGCCUGUUUGACCGUGUGGGUGCGUGCGUGCAUGCUAUAUUCACACUGAGCUUUGUGAUGGUUGCACUGUGUGUUUGUGUGUGUGUGUGUGUGUGUGUGUGUGUGUCUGUGUGUGUGUGUGUCCUGUGGUUAGAGGGGGUGUUGCAUGAAGUGGGUCUGAUUUCUGCAUAAGUCUAAUGCUGCCUGAUUGAAAACCCAGUGUUGGAGGUGCUAUUAGGAGAAUGACCCUAAAGGGACUUUUAUACUACCAGCCAGGUUCAGCACCUACUCUGGGUGAACUAAACUGAGAUCAUCUCUAAAGAAUGUUCUUGUAAUACCUCUGAAAGAUGCCCCUGUAAUUGUGCCAGAUGUUUUUAAGUGAAAAUGAUUUAAAUAAAGACAGUGAUUUGGUGUA
This is a messenger RNA of Engraulis encrasicolus (European anchovy), 2396 nucleotides long. RefSeq names its product mediator of RNA polymerase II transcription subunit 1-like (gene med1l). The transcript is spliced from 18 exons. Bases 91 to 2013 code for a protein of 640 amino acids. Gene Ontology annotation, cellular component: mediator complex. Gene Ontology annotation, molecular function: nuclear vitamin D receptor binding; transcription coregulator activity; nuclear thyroid hormone receptor binding. Gene Ontology annotation, biological process: regulation of transcription by RNA polymerase II; cellular response to thyroid hormone stimulus. The record is from RefSeq and is a predicted model, not a curated record. NCBI's taxonomy places the organism in Eukaryota, Metazoa, Chordata, Actinopteri, Clupeiformes, Engraulidae.